Molecule: messenger RNA, 1319 nt
Organism: Penaeus chinensis
Lineage: Eukaryota; Metazoa; Arthropoda; Malacostraca; Decapoda; Penaeidae
Exons: 9
Coding region: 1-1191 (396 amino acids)
Source: RefSeq, a predicted model, not a curated record
AUGGCGACCGAACAAGAACAUGGACAAAGAGAAAUUUGUCCAACUUGCGUCAUACCGCAUCUGACCUCGCCUGACCUCGCCCCGUGCCCGGAGAUACUAAUAACAGAUGCCGCGGAUUCUUGGACAAUAUACUCAGUUAUUAAUGUAAGAAUCGCUGAUUACUUCAGAGGGAGCAAAGGCAAGUUAGUCAAGUCUUUGCACCUCAAGUUUAUCUGUUUGAAUCAAGUUUUCUCGGCUGGCUUUGCACAAAUCAUUUGCUUCUCAGAGAUAGAAGAGGGUUCGGCUCUUCGCUGGGUCCGGUUCCACGUACCCACCAUGGUCGAGCGCGGGGAAGACGUGACCUUGACCUGUGAAUUUGACCUCGCCGGAGAGAAGUUGUACUCGGUCAAGUGGUACAAAGCAGGGAGGGAGUUCUACCGUUUCGUUCCCGCUGACUGGCCCUCCAAGCAGGACUUCGAGCAGAAAGGGGUUAUCGUUGAUACCGACAGGAGCGACUCGCAGAAGGUGGCUCUGAAGGGCAUCACCGUGGACAGCUCCGGGAGGUACAAGUGCGAGGUUCUGACGGAGGCGCCGCAGUUCAAGACGCUCGUCAGGUCCGGCUUCCUCACCGUCUUCGAGCUUCCCGAGGGCCGGCCGGAGGUGAUGGGCGGGCAGCCUCAGUACCGCCCUGGAGACACCGUCAACCUCACCUGCCGCGCGCCCACAUCGAUCCCGCCCGCGAACCUCACUUGGUAUAUCAACGAGAAGGAGAGAAGCAUUUGUUUAUGGAUUCAGGUGUUCUUGAUAGCCUUUUUCCUAUAUCUCUUCUGUGGUUUUGAUGGUAUUCAUACUGCGCCGCCCAACCUCCUCGUGCCGUACCGGACGCCCGUGGACGUGGACGGACGCGCCUCCUCCCGCCUCGGCCUCCGCUUCAAGGCGCAGCAGCUGUACUUCCCCGACGGGCGUGUGCGGCUCCGAUGUGUGGCGUCCAUCCCGCGGGGCGAGCGAGGGGACGAGAAGCCGCUCUACGCCCAGGACGCCCACCACGAGGGCGUGGUCGUGCCGCCAGACCCCCUCAGCCUCGGCCACGACGCCGGCGGUGCCCUUGGUCUUCACUGGAGCGGCGGCGGACAGAUGCGCGUCCUACUGAGUACUCUGGUGUCCUGUGUGAUGACUCGUGUCCUUGGUCUCCCCAACUCUUCCCUUAGUUAAUCUCUCAGGUGUCUGACGAAGGCGGAACAGGUAAUCUACUGGCCGGGGGAUUACGAAUAGAGUGAUGUAUUGGCUCCGUAUUGGACAGAGGGAAGGGGAAGGGGGGUGAGAGGAGGAAGAGGAGGAGA